Molecule: messenger RNA, 1152 nt
Organism: Aspergillus ibericus CBS 121593
Lineage: Eukaryota; Fungi; Ascomycota; Eurotiomycetes; Eurotiales; Aspergillaceae
Exons: 3
Coding region: 108-989 (293 amino acids)
Source: RefSeq, a predicted model, not a curated record
GCAGACAGUUCAAUUCCAUACUGAAUCCGCAAGUCGGUCGAGCCAACAGUGGCAUUCUCUAUCUUUGCUCCUUCUUCUACUCGAGUGGCUCGCAAGCUACAGCCGCAAUGAUGCUCCCUUUUGUUCGUCGACUUCCUGGACAUCGGCGACGACCGCACCCGCGCAACGACGGGUCCAACAACUCACCGGACGAGGAUGGGCAGGGCGCCCCGGCAGAAGAUGAGACAUAUUACCCCAGCGGGUUCGAUGUGCUGAAGGUUCGGUAUCUACUGCAGCAUAUUUGGCAAUGGACAAGAGGCUCGCAAGAAUUGUUGCCAGUUGAGCUUGUGGAUAUGAUCGUGGAUACAGCCGAGUACUGGGCUUCGUCGGAGUCCGUCAUGGAAGGAGAGACUCUGAUCCGGAGGGAUCAGGAUCAGGUGCUUCUGACGACAUUGCCUUUGUGCUAUGAUGCGCAGACGUUGGACACGGCCUCUCCCAAACUGCUUCCAUACCGGUCUACUCACCCGUGCCGUAAGGUCAUCUUCACUAUUUCAUCCCACGACCAGGGCUGGGGAGGAGGGGCAGGCGAUAGAGGCCAGUACGCGGGCUCCUAUUCGUGGUUCGAUACCGAAAUCAUCCACUCAGCACAUCAGUCCUCACAGAACAGAGCCCCAAGCAAUCAACCUCAUCAACCAGAGGGUCCAUUUCACUUCGGACCGGACCAUCCUAACUUACUUCCAACUGCCCGGAAGCUACAGUCUAAUCGAACCGCCGUGUCACGCUCGCAAGUGCAUACCAUAGUCUGGCAUCAUCUAGACAACAUCGCUACAGACUCAGACGAGGCAGUAGAGAUCGAACGUGAUCAGGGACGAGGACGGGCCACACUGGAUGGGAGCCAAGUCCGUGCUCUCGAGGUUGGAGAUGCGAUUGCAAUCUGGGGACGAGCACGGUUUGCAGGGUGGGCGAACCAUGUGCAGCGCGUGUCGGUGCGAGUGUUUUGGGCGGUCUAAGCACCGUCCAUGGGACCAUAGGGACGUCGUAUACCUACGUAGCUAGAAGUUAGUUAACUAUGCCUCGAUGGCUAACUAAGCACCUAUAAUGCAUUGUUAUAAUCAGCAGACGUCUUAUCGUCGGGUGGAUGGUCGAUAAAGUCCCUGAGCCUGCCGAAUGCGG